UGUUGGCGCAGAAACUCAAAAACUGCUGUAUCUGGGCGUCCGGAACAAAUUUUGUUUUGCCUGCGCAAAUCCCAAGAAAAAGAAAGUGGAUCAUCUUUGCUUUAAGAACUAUAACGGUCCUUCAACGGGGAUGGAAACAAGUGUCAUAGUAGAGGGGUUCAGAAGAAGCGAGGAAGACUAUGGACUAAUCUAUCGUAACUAUAUUGGAGACGGUGAUUCAAGUGUAUUUGCCCGUAUUCAGGAAGGGUGUUAUUACGGCAGGUAUGUGAAAAAAGUGGAAUGCGCAAAUCAUGUUACUCGGGCACUCAACGACAACCUUCACAAAUUGUCCGAAGACACUAAAUAUCCAUUGGAAACUCGCAAGCUCCUUAGUAAGCCAGCGCCAAAUGAAAGCAUAUCAAGGCUGGAACGCAUGGUAAAAGGUGUCCGAACAGCGAUAAAGGAAGCUGGCGUGACAAAAAGUUCGGAAGCGGUAAAAAAUUUGCGCCACGAUUUGCACAACGCUCCAGAUCACGUUUUCGGCAAACAUGACAAAUGCCGCUCAUUUUGCACACGAAAAACAAUUGGCGAGGAAAAUGUACUGCCCCAGAUGGAUGUAGACUUUUUGUGCAAAAUAAGAGCACUUAUUGGAAACCUAGAAAGUAAAUGUGACAGCCUGGUUUUUGACCAAACGACAAACGUCGCUGAAAGGUACAUGGGCUGCGUGGCAAAGUUUACAGGUGGCAAAAGAAUAAACUUUUCAACAGGUGGAUCUUUUCGUCAACGAUGUUUUGGCGCUGGUCUCGCCCACAGUGCAGGACCAAGCUGGCACUUGAGUCCCUGGAAAAAACUGAAAAACCGCAGUCCAGGGCAGGUAUUUAGAAAAAAAAUCCUCUCACGGGAAAAAAGAAAAAUUAAACGAAAAAUGUUAUUUUCAGGAAAGAAAAGUAUGAAGAGAAAGAGGAAUGGGAAAGACGGUUCCUACGACAAAGAAUACGGCCCCCUAGCAGUAAAGGCAGAUAUAGAGGAGGUAGAAAUGGUUGCCAAAUCUAAAGCAUUUCUGCAAAACUUGAGAAAUGAUAUUAAAAAUGGAAAUGAAGAAUGGGAAAGGAAAACUGUUGGGCAACGUAACAAUGAGUUAUGGUUCGAAAAAAGAAUGAACAGACUAACUGCUUCAAAGUUCGGAUUUGUGAUUAAACGCCUACCGCAUACACCUUGCCAUAAUCUUGUAAAAUCCAUCCUCUACUCAAGAUCAUUAACCUCAGAGGCCAUAACUUUCGGAAGAGAUCACGAAGACAUAGCUAUCAAACUUUAUGAAAACUCAACAAACAACAGCGUAGAGCCUUGUGGAUUGUUUAUCGACGUGUCCAAUCCUUUUCUUGGCGCCAGUCCGGAUGGAAUAGUUGGUGAAGAAGGCAUCGUUGAAGUGAAGUGCUUAGCUUCCGUAAAGGAAGAAACUUUGUCAGAAGCGGUAAAAGCUAAGAAAAACAUGUGUCUAGAGUUGUCAAAAGAAGGGGAAAUCAAACUAAAGAAGAAUCACAAUUACUUUUACCAGAUUCAAGGCCAGCUCGCAAUUACAAGCCGCAACUGGUGCGACUUUAUUGUCUACACAAAAAAGGGGGAGAUUUUUGUGGAACGAAUACAAAAGGACACAACAUUUUGGACCAAAAAUAUGUUGCCGAAGUUGACCAGAUUUUACCAGGACUGUUUGCUCCCAGAAAUUUUGGAUAGCAGAAUUGUUAGAGAAAUGAAAUGUAGAGAUCCAGUUUACAUCCUAGAAGCACAAAAAAAACUCAAAAAUGCAAAACAAGAAAAAGCUAAAAAAUCAUAGUUUUUAAAAUCCGUGGUAUCUAAUUCAAAAUUGGCCCAUAAAAUGUUCUCAAAUUAUUAAGAAACACAUCAAAAAAUGCUAACCAAUAACUCUUUUAAUUAACUCAAUGAUAAACAUUAACAAUUUUCAAACUUAAUUAAAGUCUUGUAUUUUUGAUCAUAAUUUUUUCAGCUAAGUUUUUACAAAAUUUCGCAAAUUGGUCCAUUUUCGCAAAGGUCGCCACUAAUAAAUCUUUGUAU
Messenger RNA from Macrosteles quadrilineatus (aster leafhopper), 2049 nucleotides. RefSeq lists its product as uncharacterized. The transcript has a single exon. The record is from RefSeq and is a predicted model, not a curated record. Bases 131 to 1810 code for a protein of 559 amino acids. NCBI's taxonomy places the organism in Eukaryota, Metazoa, Arthropoda, Insecta, Hemiptera, Cicadellidae.